Molecule: messenger RNA, 1008 nt
Organism: Oppiella nova
Lineage: Eukaryota; Metazoa; Arthropoda; Arachnida; Sarcoptiformes; Oppiidae
Source: the annotation of a GenBank genome assembly
AUGGCGUUCGGGGUGUCCUACUGCGGCAACUGUCCCAUAUUCAACAAUUACGUACUUAAAAAAGCGAUCCUGAUCAGUUACGAUGUCAUAGUGAUCGUGUCGUUCGGUCUGUUCGAGUACUUCGCCUUUUCGGACGACGUGUUUGUCCGGCUGUUCAGUAAGACCACGAAUAAGGGGGUGAUGUCUAUACUGUUCCGCUUCUCCGCCCUCUCGAUGGCCAUCGAGUUCUUCGCCAUCAAAGGACUGCUGCUGAAGAAUGGCUGGGAUCUCAUCAAAGCCAUCAGGAAUACCGUAUGCCCGCUAGGCACAAUGAGCGUAUCACGUUUCCAGACGCACAUGAUCGACUUGUUCCUGGCUACAAUGGCCAUUAUGUGCGCGUUUCAAUUGCCCAUAAACUUCACAUCGCUGGACAAGUCGUUGACGAAUGUCUACAGCGAAGAGAAACUCAAGACAAUCGGCUUCUUCAUCGUCGGCCUCUUCUAUUCGAUGAACAAGUUUUCGGUCACUUCGUUGAUGCUGUUCACGGCGUUCGCCAUCCAGAAGCUCAUAAGCGACUGGACCAAUGGCCUCAAACGUAACAACAUCAAGAUCCAGGUCCUAUGCGAGAACAUACUGUCCCUGCGUACCCAACUGGAGAUCAUCAACGAGCUGAUGGGCAUAAUCAUGUUGAUCAAGGUAUUCGUGAACGCCAUGUUCAUGUCAUCGGCGGUAUGCACGAUGUCUGUGGGCUUUAUACCGGCCAACGCCAUUGUAGGCAUAUCCGGGUUCACCAUCACCUCAGUGGUGGACAUCGUGUUCAUGUGCUACUCGUCCCAGAUUAUGAUCAACGCCAUGGCCAAGCUGUGCAAACAGGUGGAAAAGACCCUGAUUACUGAUACGUUUUACGGUGGGGAUCAGGGAGGGGACAGUUAUAAGCAGUUGAAUGUCAUACUGUCGAUGAGGGAUAGUAUCCGACUAAAGGUGUUGUCGCUGUUUGAUCUGAAAACGGUGACAAUACUGGCGGUUGUG